Molecule: messenger RNA, 1056 nt
Organism: Lemur catta (Ring-tailed lemur)
Lineage: Eukaryota; Metazoa; Chordata; Mammalia; Primates; Lemuridae
Gene: KCNK15
Product: potassium two pore domain channel subfamily K member 15
Biological process (GO): stabilization of membrane potential; potassium ion transmembrane transport
Cellular component (GO): membrane
Molecular function (GO): potassium ion leak channel activity
Source: RefSeq, a predicted model, not a curated record
AUGAGGACGCAGAGCGCGCGCACGGCCGCGCUCGUCCUGUGCGUCCUGUCCUACCUGCCGGUGGGCGCCGCCGUCUCCGACGCGCUCGAGUCCGAGGCGGAGAGCGGCGGCGAGCUCCGGAGGAAGCGCGGCUUCGCCGAGGACUCCCGCGAGCUGCGGCGCCUGGCGCGGCAGGCGGAGCCGCACCGCGCCGCCCCCCGGUGGAAGUUCGCCGGCUCCUUCCACUUCGCCAUCACCGUCAUCACCACCAUCGGGUACGGCCACGCUGCACCGGGCACGGAUUCGGGCAAGGUCUUCUGCAUGUGCUACGCGCUGCUGGGCAGCCCCCUGGCGCUGGUCACCUUCCAGAUCCUGGGCGAGCGGCUGAACGCGCUGGCGCGGCGCCUCCUGCUGGCGGCCAAGCGCUGCCUGGGCCUGCGGCGGCCGCGCGUGUCCACCGAGAACACGGCGUGCGCCGCCACCCUGGGCCUCGGGGCCGCCGCCUUCGCGCGCUUCGAGGGCUGGACCUCCUUCCACGCCUACUACUACUGCUUCAUCACCCUCACCACCGUCGUCGGCGACUUCGUGGCGCUACAGAAGGACGGGGCGCUGCAGAGGAAGAGCCCCUACGUGGCCUUCAGCUUCCUCUACAUCCUCCUGGGGCUCACGGUCAUCGGCGCCUUCCUCAACCUCGCGGUCCUGCGCUUCCCCGCCGCCAGCGCCGACGCCCCCGAGCGCGUUGCCCGCCGCGCCAGCCCGCACCGCCCGGGGGCGCCCGAGAGCAGCUCCGCCUCCGUCGCCCACCGCGUGCGCCGGCUGGAGACGUGCGCCCGCGACAAUCUGGGGUUCUCGUCCCCCUCCGGCCCCGGGGCCGUGCGCGGCGGCGAGGCAGACAGGCCCCGGUCCCGGUGGAACCCGGAAUGGCAGGGGUGGCGUCACCUCCCAGGGCGCCCUCCCCAGGGCUUGCAGAGGGAGAAAUGCACGACUUUCAACCCCGGAAUCCCCUUCGGAAUCAGUGAGGCCAGAUGCUCGCGCUUCCAGCAGCGCUGGGAACUGAGAUGGGCCGGCGUGGAGUGA